GUAAAAUGUUGGGCUAGCCGAUCUUAGGUUUCUCUCUGUCCUAAUGAUCCUAAACUUGCCGGACGAUAAUUGCUCUUUGAGUCCGAUUACUUCGAUUACCAUUCCAAGAUAUUGUGUAUGUGGCACGUGCACUGGAUGGAUCGGCAAUAGCCAUCAAUGUAGCUAAGAUAAUUUUAAUCAUUUUUCGAAGGUAUAUACGAUAUACGUACAGUGUCAGCGUUCAUUGUCUAUGUCUAGGUUGUCGACAAGAUCACGAACCCCACGAAUGCUUAUCAAUGAAAUAUUAAAUACCGCACGUAUAGAUUUCAUCAGGCAUUUUUAGACAUCUUGUCAUCCUGUGUAUUCGUGACAGAUGUGUAUAUUGAAGUAGGAUUCAUAAUGAAGGGACUCAUAUUUUUUUACAUACUCUCAUUAUGCUCCAGUCAACUUGGAGCCGACAAGAAGAUCAACAAAUACGUAACAACUUUAAUAAAUGCCAAAUGGAAGGAAACACCUCUUGUUCUCGAGGCAGCUGAAUAUCUUAGCGAUGAGAAUCCAAAUUACUUUUGGAAAUUUGUUGAAUCAUAUUCCAAAAUAACUAAAUAUUCUACACCACGUACACAGCAGGACAAUUAUAACAUAAUUUUGCAGUUGGCUCAAAAUUAUCUGUCUCAAUCUGAGAUAGCAGUUUUUAAGUUAGCAAUGUCUUUACGUAUUUAUUCUGCACGUGUGGAAAUGUUCUUUCAAAUGGCUGUGAAUAAAAAUGUUUCUUCGUAUGGAUUGUGCGACAAUUUUGUUAACAUUGGUGAAACAUUUACUUGUUCUCUAGAAGAUAUAGAUAGGUUGCUUGAACAGGAUACAUGGGAAACUGUAGAUACUUAUGAUGUAGAUCAUAAAUAUUUAAGUACUCCGGAAUCUGAUAAAAUAAUGAUAUUGUAUGGUCAGGUUGGGACAUCUACGUUUAUUGAUUUUCAUGAGAAGCUAAAAAAUAUAGCAGAAACAAAAGGAAUCAAUUACAUUCUUCGUCAUUUUAUUAAGGAUUAUAAUGAGAGGGAGGAUAUGAAAUUGCGUUUAUCAGGCUAUGGUGUAGAGUUGCAAAUGAAAUCUACAGAGUACAAAGCAACUGAUGAUUCUGAUAUUAAAGACAACACAGGAAAAAGCUCCGAAAUGGCAAACGAUGGCAUGGAAGAAAUUGAAGGGAUCAACUUUAUGAUUUUAAAGAAAUUAUAUCCAGAUCAUCAAGCCGAAUUGGAUAAAAUACAGACAUAUUUACUAGAAACUAGUCAUGAAAUCGGUGCUUUUAAAGUAUGGCAGUUUCAAGAACUAAGUCAUCAGGCAGCUGAAAGAAUAAUGAAGUCUCCUUCUGCAGAAGCACUAAACAUCUUGACUGAUAUAUCGCAAAAUUUUCCUAUGCAAGCAAAAUCACUAAUCAGAACUAAAGUAAAUAUUGAUAUGAAGAAGGAAAUGAAAUUGAAUCAAGAAAUAUUUAUGGCAAGUCUAAAUAUACAGCCAACUGAUACAGCGCUUUUCAUCAAUGGCUUAUAUUUUGACCUGGAAGCUAUUGAUAUUUUAACCCUUUUAGAAUCUUUAAGGAAUGAAUUACGAGUGAUGGAAGCUCUUCAUAAAAUUGGUUUUAGUAAUAAAAAAAUGAGUAAAUUAUUAGCUUUGGAUUUAUCUGGAGGUACAGAUAAUCAAAAUUUUGCAAUGGACAUAAGAGAUUCCGCAAUUAAUUGGAUCAACGAUAUCGAAAAUGAUCCACGCUAUAGUAAUUGGUCACCGUCGUUAACCGAAUUAUUACGGCCAACAUUUCCUGGCAUGCUCAGAAAUAUUAGAAGAAAUUUAUAUAAUCUAGUAUUAAUUAUCGAUCCUUUAAGUGACGAUUCCAUGCCACUUAUUGCUCUGGCACAAUCUCUCUAUGCGCAUUCUGCACCAUUGAGGGUAGGAUUUGUCUUUGUGACAAAUUAUAAUACAUCUGUAACAGGUUUAAUGGAUGCCAGUGUCGCAGUUAACAAUGCAUAUCACUAUUUUGCAGACACUAGAAGUCCAAAAGAGGCUUUACAUUUCUUGUCAGAGUUGGGAAAUUACAUCGGGCAUUCUGGUGCCGACGUGGAUGAUAUAAAAAAAGUUAUUAGAUCCAGAGACUCAUCCGCUAGUAUACCUUACAUUCUUGGUGAGGAGUCAGAAUAUGAUGUAGGACGGCAUCUAGCCAGCGACUUUAUAAAACGAUGUGGUUUCAAGAAGUUCCCACAAGCUUUGUUAAACGGUGUACCUUUGACACCUAAUCAGAUCAAUUCUGAAUCGUAUGAGGAAGCAGUGUUAUCUACUAUUAUGUUGCAAACUCCUAUAUUACAAAAAGCAGUGUAUCGAGGUGAAGUAACAGAAGGAGACGACGUCGUUGAUUUCCUCAUGAACCAACCAAACGUUAUGCCACGAUUGAACGAACGUAUUUUAAAAGUGGAUAAGAAUGCAUGGUUAAAUUUAAUCGGUACAGUUCCUGAAGAUGAUGAUUAUACUAAAUGGGCUUCUCAAAAUCUAUCGACUUAUUUAAUGAAGAAAAUGAAUUACUUGUUCGUACCGCGUCGCAAUAUGCGUCAUUUAUAUUCCUUCUGGGUUGUAGCUGAUUUGAAAUCAUUAUCUGGCAGACAAUUACUACGAGAGGCUCUUGAAUAUGUAGAAUCAAAUACUGAUGCGCGAAUUAGUAUUAUUAUUAAUGCUGAAGAUGACUCGAAUUUAAAGUCUGAUAUUAACAAAAUUGUGCUUGCUGCAAUAAGUGCAUUAUCACCGGAAAAGGCUAUACUUUACAUGCGUAAAAUCCUCAAAGAAGACACCGUAGCUCUCAUUGCUAAUGAUAACUUUGAGAUUGAGGUAAGAUAUACGUCUAUAAGUGAUAUAUAUGAAUCUGUGGCAGCAAUCUUAGAGAAUCAAAAUUCGAUAUUAUCAUUGCAUCAACAUUACAUUAAAGCCGUUUUAAACAUGGAAUUGGGAACAAGAGCAGUUUUGUGCAAUGGCCGUGUUAUUGGCCCUUUGGAUGAUAAUGAAGAAUUUACAAAUGACGACUUCUCUUUAUUAGAAAGAUUCAGCCAAAGCAACUAUGGCGAGAAAUUAUUUAUGAAAUUGAUAAAGGAUCAAAUCUUCAAUGAAGAUGAAUAUGAAGAAAAUAAUAUUACGGAUGAUAUGAUUAUGAAGAUCACUUCACUCUUAGUGCCACGUCCACAAACUCGAAGUCGAUAUGAUGUUCCUUUCCAUGGAGAUGAUCACAGCGUUAUAAAAAUUCCAGCAGCUAAUCCCGAUGAAGUUGCCUUUAACUUUAUUGCCAUUGUAGAUCCAGUUUCACGUGGUGCUCAAAAAUUGGGCCCAAUAUUGAAAACACUACAACAAGCCUUAAAUUGCAAUAUAAAAGUAUUUUUGAAUUGCGUAGACAAGAAUAGCGAUAUGCCGUUGAAAAGCUUUUAUCGAUUUGUGCUCGAACCCGAGUUGCAAUUUACAACAGAAGGAGAUAUUAGUGGUCCUAUCGCAAAAUUUACAAAACUUCCAACUUCAUCUUUAUUAACACAAUACAUUCAUGCACCUGAGAACUGGCUUGUUGAAGUAGUUCGCAGUGUUUAUGAUUUAGAUAACAUUAAACUUGAUAAUGUUGCAAUAGGCGUACACAGUGAAUUCGAAUUAGAAUACUUGCUGCUCGAAGGUCACUGUUUUGAAGCAGUAAUGGGAAAUCCACCAAGAGGCCUUCAAUUCACAUUAGGCACUGAGAAACAAUCUGUGAUGGUUGAUACUAUAGUAAUGGCCAAUCUAGGAUACUUCCAACUUAAAGCAAAUCCUGGCGAAUGGGUGUUGCGACUUCGGCAAGGACGGUCCGCAGAAAUAUACGACUUUACUACUAUUGAUGGACAGAACGUUAUACAAAAUGGUAACGAUGUGAAAGUCCUUAUAAGUUCUCUGAGAAGUCACGUGUUGAAAGUGAAGGUUUCCAAAAAGCCAGACAAAGCGGGGGUAGAUCUUUUAUCGGACAACGAGAAAGAUUCUGGAUUAUGGAACUCCAUUUCUAGGACGUUUACAGCGACAGACGAAAAUGAAGAUAAAGAUGAGAAAUUAAAUAUCUUCUCUCUUGCCUCUGGGCAUUUAUAUGAAAGAUUUUUGAAGAUCAUGAUGCUAAGUGUUAUUAAACACACUAAAACACCAGUCAAAUUCUGGUUUUUAAAAAAUUAUCUUUCACCAACACUGAAGGAUUUUUUACCUCAUAUGGCUAAGGAAUAUGGCUUUGAGUAUGAACUUGUUCAAUACAAGUGGCCUCGUUGGCUUCAUCAACAAACUGAAAAACAGAGGACUAUUUGGGGAUAUAAAAUUUUGUUCCUCGACGUACUGUUCCCGCUGAACGUUAAGAAAAUAAUAUUUGUUGAUGCUGAUCAGGUAGUAAGAGCAGAUUUGAAGGAAUUAGCAAUUUUGGAUCUUGGCGGUGCACCUUAUGCGUAUACGCCAUUCUGUGACAGCAGAACCGAAAUGGAUGGUUUCAGAUUUUGGAAGCAAGGAUAUUGGAGAAAUCACUUGCAGGGUCGUGCUUACCACAUUAGCGCGCUAUAUGUGGUUGAUCUCAAACGAUUCCGUCGUAUUGCUGCCGGAGAUAGGCUGCGUGGCCAGUAUCAGGCAUUAAGUCAAGAUCCAAAUAGCUUAUCAAACCUUGAUCAAGAUCUCCCUAACAAUAUGAUCCAUCAAGUGGCCAUCAAGACACUACCACAAGAAUGGUUAUGGUGUGAAACUUGGUGCGACGAUGCAUCCAAGAAAUAUGCCAAAACUAUAGAUUUAUGUAAUAACCCGAUGACUAAGGAAGCGAAAUUACAAGCAGCCAUGCGUAUCUUGCCGGAAUGGGUGGGUUACGACGAAGAAAUUAAAGUUCUGCAACAAAAGAUAGAGAAUGCAAACAGACAGACAUGGAGAGACAACGGUAUAUUUCUCGCAAUUGCUCGCGCACCCGCGUCGUUCGCACUCCUCCUCGGCGAUCUGCCUGGAAUUCACGACAUGGAUAACAGCGGAGAUAAAUCCGCCGACGUAGAAAUUCUCCCUGUAGUCGUCGAACAAAACAACAUAGCCAAUGAAUUUAAAGAUAAGGCGAUUUAUGGCUAUGGAACGAGCAUUCCCCCGAAUAACAAUGAGGACGAGGAAAAUGAGAUGUCACCACGGAAGGUCAUCUUCUGCGUUCAUGGAAAAUUGUCAGGUUGUUGUACGGUUGUGAAAAGCUCCGGCGACGAAAAUACAACUACGGACUAUCAACAAAAUCCAUUAUCUCCAGAAGAUCAUUGUCACAGGGAGAGGAAUGAAGAGAUCGACAAAAAAGCCCGAAAGAAGUUGUUGAUCGCCAGUGCGCUCUGCGUUAUUUUUAUGAUAGCAGAAAUCGUCGGCGGAGUAUUAUCGAAUAGUUUGGCUAUAGCAACUGAUGCCGCACAUUUGUUGACUGACUUUGCGUCUUUUAUGAUAUCUCUUUUUUCCAUUUGGGUCGCCAGCAGACCAGCCACUAGAAAAAUGCCUUUUGGUUGGUAUCGAGCGGAGGUUAUCGGGGCAUUGACUUCGGUUUUAUUGAUAUGGGUAGUUACCGGCAUUUUAUUCUACCUCGCGAUAGAAAGAAUUGUCCAUAAAGACUUCGAACUGGAUGCAACGGUGAUGUUGAUCACGUCUGCAGUUGGUGUUGCGGUAAAUCUAGUAAUGGGCCUGUCGUUGCAUCAGCAUGGCCACAGUCACGGCGGACACAGUCACGGUGGGCACAAUCACGAUGAUGAGGAAAAUGGGCAUGAUCAUGAUCUUAAAGACGAGCAAUCAAAAAAGAAUAUCAAUGUGCGCGCCGCAUUCAUUCACGUUUUGGGUGAUUUUAUUCAGAGCGUGGGAGUAUUCGUCGCCGCAUUAGUCAUUUAUUUUAAGCCAAGUUGGAGCUUAGUGGAUCCAAUAUGUACAUUCCUCUUCUCCAUAUUAGUUAUUUUCACUACAGUGGCGAUUAUUAAAGAUGUAAUUAAUGUCUUGAUGGAAGGUAUUCCUAAGGGUUUUGACUAUUCGCAUGUGGAGAACACCUUUAUGCAAAUAGAUGGAGUCGUUAAGGUGCACAAUCUUAGAAUCUGGGCGCUUUCACUCGAUAAGACUGCUCUGUCAGCGCAUCUUGCUAUAAAACCUGGAUCAAGUCCCCAGAACAUUUUAUGCACCGCUACGCGGAAUAUCCACGACAAAUACCAAUUCUUUGAGAUGACGUUGCAAAUAGAGGAAUUCAAUGAACGAAUGGAGAACUGCAAACAGUGCAAAGCGCUAUCAUAAUAAGACAGUUACUGUUAUCGUACUUAUGUGUCCUAUAGUCACAAAAUAAGGGACGCAAUGUGCAACGAAGAUAAUUUUAGAUCGUUAUCAUCACAAUCAUAUUCAUCACAAAUGAAGCCGUAAAGAUUGCUUUAUUCACGAAAGCAGCAUACAUGCAUCACAUUGAACUGUUGUUAUACAUUUUCUUUUUUCCUUUCUUUUUUUUAACCAGCUCAUAUAGAUACAUACGAGCAAUCAAUGUCACUCGUACAACGCGCGACGUGUUUAUUAUGAAUAGUUUGUGUGUUAUUCCUUUAUGAGCUGAUAAAUUAUAAUUAGUUUCACAAAUAAACCAAGAUAUAUCAUCGAUUGUUUCAGUUACGAUAAGUAUUGUAAAUGUUUCUCACGUUGAUUUUCAUACUAAUAGAUGGAUAUGUUAAUCUUUCAAGUUAAAAAUUGUAAAAAUAAUUAAUAUUUAUUUUUAAGAGUGACUGUAAAUGCUUCAGUAAAAGCAUCGACGAGAUAUUAUUAAAGAUGACCGGCUAAAGACUUUUCGUAUCCAUGAAAGGACCCAAGGAGAGCUUGCCCAUAAUUAUAGAGCAUUGACAUCAUCAACUGUUUUGGCUGAGGAUAAUAAACAUGAUCUUUAUAAGGACAGGUUUAAUGUUAUCCUCCCCAAACAAGACAUAUAUUCAAAAACGAGACAUGAGACAUCUUAAAAACAUUUUUUUAAAAAGACGUCUUAAGUCUACCCGUACAGCAUACUUUAUCUCAGAGAUGUUCCUGCUAACGUUCUCAGAAUAUUGGGGCAUUUUCAAGAUAUUCUU
Mycetomoellerius zeteki is the source of this 7076-nucleotide messenger RNA. RefSeq names its product UDP-glucose:glycoprotein glucosyltransferase-like. Gene Ontology annotation, biological process: monoatomic cation transport; ERAD pathway; transmembrane transport. Gene Ontology annotation, molecular function: UDP-glucose:glycoprotein glucosyltransferase activity; monoatomic cation transmembrane transporter activity. Gene Ontology annotation, cellular component: membrane; endoplasmic reticulum. NCBI's taxonomy places the organism in Eukaryota, Metazoa, Arthropoda, Insecta, Hymenoptera, Formicidae. The record is from RefSeq and is a predicted model, not a curated record.